Striga asiatica is the source of this 1925-nucleotide messenger RNA. NCBI's taxonomy places the organism in Eukaryota, Viridiplantae, Streptophyta, Magnoliopsida, Lamiales, Orobanchaceae. The record is from the annotation of a GenBank genome assembly.
CAUAAUUAUUUUUGAAACAGAGAAUAAAUAUUUUUGUUAUUUUCAGAAAAUAAAAAAAGGACUUAGCGUGUGACUGCCGUUCUCAAGCCCACCGCACAACAAGUGUGUGGCCUCACUCAAACAAUCCCCACAGCUGGCAUAAAACUUCCUCUUGCAGCUUCUUCUUCGUUCGUGCAUAUAAUUUUCUUCUUCUUUUUCUGUGUAUCAAGUUUCAGCCAAGGAAGAUUAGAGUCUACUCGCCUCUAAAUCUGUAGUUUCUUAUUCCCCGCUAUAUAUCAAUCAUUAAUCAUUUACUUUCAAUAUAUGUCUUCUUUAAUGAUUCUACUUAUGUUUUUGUGUUUGUGUUUGCGAGUUUACAUAGUACAUAUACUGACUAGGUUGCGCUUUUUGUUAUUAUCUAUGAUCAAACAGCGGCGAUCGGGCGAUAUAGUUGUUUUAUCUGUAAUCCUGCUGCCAGAAUCUCAUCCAGGAUUGAAUGUUUUAAAUUUUUAUAUUUCGAUUUUUGAAGUUUCUCAGUUACAGCGAGCAAUUAUAGCAUAUUUACCCAAUUGUGAGAAACAUAAUGUCCACCAAUAUUGGACUCCACGGUUUGUGGUAAUCAGCAUAUAAUUGAUAAACCCGAGCACCUCGUGAGCUUGUCUUGGCUCGUUUGAGCUCGUUUAGUUUUCGGCUCGAAAUAUGAUUUGUUAUGUAAUUUUCAGUUGCUCGGCUUGUUAAGGCUCGAGCUCAACUCGUUAGUAUUGAUAAACGAGCCGGGAUGAGCUUGUUUAUCCACUCGUUUAGUUAAUGGGCUUGGCUCGAUAAAGGCUUGAGCCCGAAAUCGCGCAUCAGGAGCUCGAACUCAUCUCAGCUCGUUUACACUUACGAGCAUGUGCAUGGCAGAAGAGAGCAGCAAACUCUUGAUGCUUGCCGUUGAUUGCCCUUUUGCAAAGCUCCCGGAUCAUCUUCUGGUAGAAAUCUUUGUUCGUGUUCCAGUUUCCCAGUGGGCCCAAUUGCCGUCUGUGAAUAAGUACUGGGCUAAUUUGUUCCGGGAAGAUUACUUGUGGCACGUGGCUCUCGUCAGAUGUUUUCCUUUUUCUGGCCAAAGUAAAAAGUGGCCAGGCCCUAUUCCUUGUGGGCUGAGCAAAAGGAGAUUCAUUGCUCUGUAUAUGAGUAAAUGGGUCUGCCCGGUGGAUGACGAGCUGAGUGAAAUUGUCGGUCAUGCGUACUUGUAUUUGAAAGAGCAGCUUCAGAUUUCACAUAUGCCUCCUCCUUCUGCGAUUCUUCACGGGACUAUUAUAGAUCAGUUUAUUGCUUGUGGCAAGUCAAGGGACACGGCCCACGAGCUGGCUUCGGUCAUUUGGCUGGCUGUUAUCGACAAUCUGGAGGACAAUCGCCAGACCUUUUUAUUACUUAAACGCCUUGCACUGGAGGGAGAAGAGUUUUUGCCUUAUCCAUACUUGAGAUCGUACAAAGUCGAGUGGAAGAUAUUCGAAAGGCUGUUCACGGAUUUUCGUGAUUGCCUGCAUCAUUCGGAUUACUACGAUUUACUGGCAACCGCAAAACAGAAGUUUCAGCCGAUACCAGCAACUUGGUUAGGCUACUAGGACUACAAUCUCUCUCAAAUAGAUCUACCCAAAAAUAAAAUAAAAAAAAAGAAGAAGAAAUUAGAAAAACAUAUCGCAUUCUAAAUAGUUAUCGUGUAGAUUAAUGCAACAUGACAAUCGAAUGAAUGACCGGUGGUGAUUUGGAUUCAAACUCUGCGGGUGCAUGCUUGUCAUUUUUUUUUGUGAGUGCAUGUGAUUGUGUAUGCAGACCAUAUUUAGCUCUUGAGCAACAAAUGCUGAAUGUAUAUAGAAUUCAAUAUUUUUAUGAGUAAAUCUGGGUGAAAGCACUCUGACAUUUGCUAAUUUGUUAACCUAUGAUUUGAAGAACUUGGGCUUUUA